Bufo gargarizans (Asiatic toad) is the source of this 1370-nucleotide messenger RNA. RefSeq names its product tRNA-yW synthesizing protein 5 (gene TYW5). NCBI's taxonomy places the organism in Eukaryota, Metazoa, Chordata, Amphibia, Anura, Bufonidae. Gene Ontology annotation, molecular function: tRNA binding; 2-oxoglutarate-dependent dioxygenase activity. Gene Ontology annotation, biological process: wybutosine biosynthetic process. The record is from RefSeq and is a predicted model, not a curated record. Bases 280 to 1074 code for a protein of 264 amino acids. The transcript is spliced from 9 exons.
ACACAGCCCCUCCUCCUUCCACAAGCGGCUGCGGUUUGGGUUUGUCAGCACUUCCCACUUUUAGUCAUGUGACCAGUGACAUCCCAGACCUCCUUCCAGCAACUCCACUCUAGCGUCUGCCAGACAGGCGAUCAAUUGGAGAUCAGAAGAACGGAAAAAUGACAGUGAUGUGAACCCAGCCUAACUUGGUGGAAGGAAUCUGGUAGGAAAAAUGCAGGAAGGCGCUCGCAGAAAGACUCUUCACAGCGCACUUCUUGCAAUGAGUGAAAUGUUACUGGAAUGAUCUGUCGUGUGCUCCGUGUGCAGGUGGUUAUGGCGUUUACACCAACAAAAAUCUCUGUGCCCGAAUACUCCGACGUAGACAAAGACCGAUUUCUCCAGGAAAUUUAUAAGGUGAGAAAGCCGGCUGUGCUUAAAAACUUGGAUUUGGGAAUCUGUAAAACCCAAUGGACUGUGGAUUAUAUGAGCAGGAAGGGUGGAGGGCGAGAGGUGAAGAUCCAUGUGUCUGAGGUGCCCCAGAUGGAUUUCAUCCAGAAGAAUUUCACUUACAGGUCUCUGCCAUUUGAUGUAUUUGUACAUAGAGCAGCUGAAGACAGACACAAGGAGUUCUUUAUCUCGGAGGAUGAAAAAUAUUAUCUCCGAUCCUUGGGUGAAGACCCUCGCAAGGAUAUUGCAGACCUCCGUAAACAAUUUCCAGAGUUGGCAGAAGACAUUCGGAUUCCAGAAUUCUUUGAGGAAGACCAGUUCUUUUCCAGUGUGUUUCGUAUCAGCUCGCCUGGGCUACAGCUCUGGACACACUAUGAUGUCAUGGAUAACUUGCUGAUUCAGGUCACAGGAAAAAAAAGAGUGGUCCUAUACAGUCCGCGGGAUGCUCCAUAUUUAUAUUUAUCAGGUGACAAAUCUGAAGUGUUAAAUGUAGAUAAUCCAGACCUGGUCAAAUAUCCUCUUUUUGCACAAGCUAGACGAUAUGAAUGUACCUUACAGGCUGGAGAUGUGCUGUUUAUCCCAGCUCCAGCACCACUCCUAACAACACCCAGCAAGUUUAUGGCUCUUUCCAUCCCGGUAGUAACAUAAACACUCCCCUAUCACUAAUAAAAGUUUUGGAACCGCGCUGCUUUAGACUAAAUUCCCCAGUCAAUGGUGGAUGGCAUUGGGCUCCGGCCCCUUUCCUUAUCACCCCAAAAAGGUCCGGUCUUCCACAGACAGUAUCCUCUAUGGGGUUCAAGAGAAUAGGCACAAUAGUGAAGCACCCUUUAGCAAAUAAUUUUAAAACGUUUUAUUCUACUCACAAGAGUUGUUCAACAAAAGGCAUAUAACAAUAUCAUUAAGAUCGUCACGUUCCUGCCCGACCCGGGUUUCGCUGCCUCGCU